UAGGGAGUGGAACAUAUGGCGUACAAAGUUGAUCAGGAAUAUGAUUAUCUCUUCAAGAUCGUGUUGAUCGGGGAUUCGGGUGUUGGAAAAUCAAACAUUCUUUCCAGGUUUACGCGAAACGAGUUCUGCUUGGAGUCUAAGUCCACAAUUGGUGUUGAAUUUGCAACCAGGACAUUACAGGUAGAGGGUAAGACGGUAAAGGCCCAAAUAUGGGACACAGCAGGUCAAGAGAGAUACCGAGCCAUCACCAGUGCUUACUACAGAGGUGCCGUUGGAGCACUGUUGGUGUACGACAUAACCAAGAGACAAACCUUCGACAAUGUGAAGAGGUGGCUCCGUGAACUGAGGGACCAUGCAGACUCCAACAUCGUCAUCAUGUUGGCUGGGAACAAGGCUGAUCUGAAUCAUCUCAGAGCUCUCCCGGCAGAAGAUGCUCAAAUCUUGGCUGAGAAGGAAGGUCUCUCUUUCCUUGAGACUUCGGCACUGGAGGCGAUUAAUAUCGACAAGGCAUUCCAGGCCAUUUUGUUGGAUAUUUACCACAUAAUAAGCAGGAAGGCACUAGCAGCCCAGGAAGCUGCUUCCUCCACUGCCCUUCCUCACGGCACUACCAUUAACGUCUCCAAUCUGUCAGGUAUUAGGAACAAAGCAACUUGUUGCACUACAAAUUAA
Alnus glutinosa is the source of this 669-nucleotide messenger RNA. Its product is annotated as ras-related protein Rab2BV-like. The coding region runs from base 16 to 669 and encodes 217 amino acids. The record is from RefSeq and is a predicted model, not a curated record. Gene Ontology annotation, molecular function: GTP binding; GTPase activity. Gene Ontology annotation, cellular component: endosome. The transcript has 2 exons. NCBI's taxonomy places the organism in Eukaryota, Viridiplantae, Streptophyta, Magnoliopsida, Fagales, Betulaceae.